Messenger RNA from Colletotrichum gloeosporioides, 675 nucleotides. RefSeq lists its product as uncharacterized. The record is from RefSeq and is a predicted model, not a curated record. Lineage: Eukaryota; Fungi; Ascomycota; Sordariomycetes; Glomerellales; Glomerellaceae. The transcript has 3 exons. The coding region runs from base 1 to 675 and encodes 224 amino acids.
AUGAAGCCCUUCUGGCUUGCAUUAGUCAUCGCUGACCUUACCCGAAGCUCUUCGGCUAUCCUUCAAUACUCUUACAAUAUUUUACCCAGUUCGACCACUUCGUCCACACUGCUCAGCGCUUCAGAAACAUCUUCAUCUUUUGAGCUCAAGCCUUAUACUGACAACGACGACUGUCGACCCGUCAAGCAGUCUUACCUCAUUGCCAACUGGUACUGCGCUCUCUACGUCAAGUUCGACCAUCAUCUCAUCCGCAUCUACGACGAUCAGCACGUCAAGCAGUUCGAGUUCGUCAUCACCCAUUAUCGCUGUGUCUUCCUCAAAUUCAAUCUUAGUGCUGUCGACAAGUUCCACUUCAUCAAACAGCGUCAGUUCCGUGCUUCUCAGCUCGACGCUUACUGUAUUGCGUACUUCUUCAAGCUCGAGUACUUCUUCGGGUUUGAGUACUUCUUCAAGCUCUGGUACUGUCUCGCCAACAACCACAUCUUCAUUGGCAUCGAUAGGCUCUACAACAACGCCCUCUUCAAACACAACAUCAGUUCCAACCUCUGCCGGAGAGUCGCAGACUACGCCUUUGGAGGUACAGACAACAUUCCAGAGUCUUAUAUCAGAUGGUUUCUCUUCGACUUCCAGCACCCUCGCUAUCUCCUCAUCGGCAACGACGGACGAACCUCCUAG